AUGUCACUCACAGUCCCCAACGCUACAUCCCCUGAUCUGUCGGCUCCUCCGUCCCCCAACACGCUCGCGGAACGACUCGCAGAGUUCGACCUCCCACCCCCAUCAGUUCUGAACACCUCCGUUCCGAGUGCCGGUGCACAGACAGAGAGCAUCGUCGAACGGCUGAGCAAGCUCAAUCUUCCAGCACCUGAGGAGAUCCGCAAGGCUGAGAAGACCGGGAGGGCUAGGCGGAACACGGACGACGUCACGGAAGAGAUCGCCAAGAUGCACUUCGAUAUUCCUGAGGGCAUCAGGUUAGGCAGGCACCCGAGCAUGGGCAAACGCCGCAGCGAAAAGAAAGAAACUCAGAUCCCGCACACCACCCUCCAGGUCGAUGAUAAGGUCCUUCCUCUUCCGGAGACUGAGCCUUCCCCUCUUUCGCCUAUUCCGUCGCCAUCGGAUGCGUGAAUGCUGGAGGGUUUCAACGUGAAGUAGUCGUCGCAAUACUGGCUUCAUACUGGCUGCUAGGCGACCUAUAUCCUGUCUCUUUUACCUUCUAUCCCCUCGCGAUACCUGGGCGUGGAACCCUCGUUGUACUCAACCGUUUACAAAUGAACUGCUCGAUUUUUCCGUCCUUCUCUGUACGUCCCCCUAUAGAUCAUCCGUCUAAUGAGAAUGACAAUUGU
Messenger RNA from Dacryopinax primogenitus, 665 nucleotides. RefSeq lists its product as uncharacterized. NCBI's taxonomy places the organism in Eukaryota, Fungi, Basidiomycota, Dacrymycetes, Dacrymycetales, Dacrymycetaceae. Bases 1 to 447 code for a protein of 148 amino acids. The record is from RefSeq and is a predicted model, not a curated record. The transcript has 2 exons.